Messenger RNA from Epinephelus lanceolatus (giant grouper), 2506 nucleotides. RefSeq names its product nucleotide binding protein-like (gene nubpl). The record is from RefSeq and is a predicted model, not a curated record. Lineage: Eukaryota; Metazoa; Chordata; Actinopteri; Perciformes; Serranidae. Gene Ontology annotation, cellular component: mitochondrion. Gene Ontology annotation, biological process: mitochondrial respiratory chain complex I assembly; iron-sulfur cluster assembly. Gene Ontology annotation, molecular function: ATP binding; ATP-dependent FeS chaperone activity; 4 iron, 4 sulfur cluster binding.
GCAAGCUUGACGCGCACCAAGCUAACGAUCAGAGGAGCAUCCAAACAGCUAAACAUGGCUCAGCUCACUUACAGCAGACUGUCGCAUUUACUGAGAAUAUCCGUUAAUAAACACUCAGUGUUACGAACCGGGACAGAAAUAAAACCGGGACCUGCGUGUUGUGUUCAGUUCGCACGCUGCCACAGGUCAGUGGACAGUAAGACACUACAGGAGAGGCAGAAGCAGCAGAUGGCGAAAGGUCUUCCCAAACAGAAGCCCAUCACGGGGGUCAAACAGGUCAUCGUUGUGGCUUCAGGGAAAGGUGGCGUGGGCAAAUCAACCACUGCAGUGAAUUUAGCUCUUGGAUUGAUGGCGAACGAUCCGCUCAAAUCAGUUGGUCUGCUGGAUGCUGACGUUCACGGCCCCUCGAUUCCCAAACUGAUGAACCUGAAGGGAAACCCGGAGCUCAGCAACAACAAUCUGAUGAUCCCUCUCACCAACUACGGGGUUCCUUGCAUGUCGAUGGGGUUCCUGGUGGACGAAGUCGCUCCGAUCGUGUGGAGGGGGCUGAUGGUGAUGUCAGCGUUAGAGAAACUGCUCAGACAGGUGCACUGGGGGUCAUUGGACUAUCUGGUAGUCGACAUGCCUCCUGGGACAGGAGACGUCCAGCUGUCUAUCUCACAGAACAUUCCAGUCUCAGGUGCGGUCAUUGUGUCAACGCCGCAGGACAUCGCUCUCCUCGACGCUCGCAGAGGAGCCGAGAUGUUCAAGAAAGUUAACGUGCCGGUUCUCGGUCUGGUGCAGAACAUGAGUGUCUUCCAGUGUCCCAAGUGUAACCACCAGACUCACAUCUUCGGCUCUGAUGGGGCCCGACAGCUCGCUGACACUCUGGGAGUCAAUUUCUUAGGUGACAUUCCUCUUCAUCUCAACAUCAGAGAGAUGUCAGACAGAGGAACACCAGUGGUCGUCUCCUCUCCUGACAGCCCAGAGGCGGAGGCGUACAGGAAGGUGGCGUCUGCUGUGGUCCAAAGGCUUGAGGAAGUCAACACUUGAUUGACAGCUUCAACAGGAAUUAAGGCACAUGAAGACACUCCAUGUCACGCACACUGCACAUGGGAACUUGCAGAACAAACAACGUACUGUACAUGUGACACACUUUUAUGUAAGCAUACAAAACACACGCAAACAGAGACGCACAGAAUUCUUCACUGUCAUAACGAACAAUAAGUUACAUCCAAAGCACUACUGUAUGCUGUGUGUUAGUGCCACAGUGUUACUGAAUAAAUGUGAAUCAUUUAGCUGUCAGGUGAUAUUUAAUAAAACUCAGCUAAAGUCUGUUUAGAAUUUUAUGAAUAUUACAUUUUAAAAAUAUGUAAAGGUGCAGAGCCUGGGCAAAGAUAGCUGAUUGUUCAGUCUUAUUCCAGAUCGUCAAAUACUGACGACCUGGGAAUGAAUAACAGACUUAUUCCAGAAUUGCAUCCUGCAUCUUUAAAAUAACUGCAUGUUGGUGGUCCCCAGUACCACUCAGUACGCUUACAUGACAUCAGAGACUAAAACCAGACUUUUAAGAUACACGUAAACAUGUCAGUCUGACUGAAAUUGUACUAAAUCGAAUUUCUUAAAGUCGCACUAACACAGGCAGAUAAUGUGAAGAUGGAAGAUGCUCCACACUUUCUGCCCCGGGCUUCAAAUAGCAUUAAAUGCGUAACAGAAAAAGAUCCCAGGAAGUCUAUAUCCAGAACUGUGCAUUUUUGGACGGACAAAAUGUACAGAGCUGUAAAGUUGUCCACCAUGGUACCAGUUUGCUGCUGGCUAACUGUAGCUAACUUGUUUGUCCAUUGUUUGGACUGUGAUGUAGUAGGUCAGCCUAUACUAACAAGAAAGUGAAAAGUCGGCAUAUCGCUACCUAUCGUUGCAAAGUCGGACAUACUUCAGUCAAUUAAUCAAUCCCCCCGUACGGGACAGGGACAGUAGUCCAAUUAAAUGGCCUCGUCAAGCUGUAAGCGUAGCUCAACUUAACUGUGCAUGUAAACGUACUGAGUGAGAAGUUACAGAGUUCCACUGCAGUCUAAAUAAAUACCAAUAAAAUAAUAAAAAACUAACGGGGGUAACAACGUCAUAUUGCUGCAUUCUGGAUUUGACUCUUUUCCAAAGUUGGGAUUUAAGCUGUUUUAUACUUAAAUCUUUCUUUGGUCCUGCUUUGAUAUUUUUGUCAGCUCAAGAUCUAACUCUCUGUGUCAUAAUUAACAUGCUUAUUUAUCAAUAAAUGGCAUUUUGGUCAAAUAAAAAUCCUGUUCCACACUCCUUUAAGAAAACUAUUUUUAAACCAUGACAACUGUGGGCUCUACAAACUUAUCACUAUGUCAUGUGUGUGUAUAAUGUGCAAUUUAUAUAUCCUUUUUUCUCAGAUCAGUAAGAAUCUAGAUGAAUAAGAUGUGAAUUUUGCUUUAUUCUGUUCUGUUUAUUGGUUUCUCAAAUGAUUUAAAUAAACGUGUCCCUGCUCAUUGUAUACAACACUAAAAUAUAA